Messenger RNA from Penicillium chermesinum, 2967 nucleotides. RefSeq names its product KAR9 family protein. The transcript is spliced from 3 exons. Bases 1 to 2967 code for a protein of 988 amino acids. The record is from RefSeq and is a predicted model, not a curated record. Gene Ontology annotation, biological process: mitotic spindle orientation checkpoint signaling; establishment of spindle localization; nuclear migration along microtubule. Lineage: Eukaryota; Fungi; Ascomycota; Eurotiomycetes; Eurotiales; Aspergillaceae. Gene Ontology annotation, cellular component: cell cortex; mating projection tip; spindle pole body.
AUGCAUGUCCCCGUUGAUGGUCCCUCUUCUGCGACAGAUCCCGCAACUUCGUCCAGCGUGUCCAUCCCGGGCGCGUCUCCUCCCCCCGCGGUCUCCAUCUCCGGCUCUCCAAAUGAACAACCCUCCACCCUUCGCCGUCUGAAGUCCAAAUCCUCCCUGUGGAGUAUUGGGAGCAAUAACACCGAAGACGACGCGCCGUCUGAGCCACCCAGUGCCGAGAAGAACACUGGAAAGCAAUCGAUACUUCGUCGACUGUCGCCCGGUCUCGCGGCCCGCGUCAAGUUACUGGACGGCAACAACAAGAGUAGCAACAACUCGCGGACCCCGAAUGUCGGUCGCAUCCCUGAGGAGCACCUGAAAGAACUCGACAGUCUGCACCAAGAUCUCUCAAUCCGGAUUCAGAAGAAAGGCCAGGCUUGGAGUGGCCCCGCCUCCGCCUCCCCAGGAUCAACAAGUUCCCAGAAACGGAGCGCGUCCAACAAACUUGAACUUCCCAGCCAAGAUCUGCUAAGGCAGGCUUCCGGAGUGCGUGAGCAAGGGUCCCCGCCCGCCAACGUGUUCGUCGAAGGCCCGCCGCUCCCUGUCCCAUCCUCCGCUUCACCUGCGGUGACAGCCCCCGGUGCAGAGAACAGCGCUCCGGUACCCAUGUCUGCUGCUGGCCCAGCGCCGGCGCAACUGGGCGCAGUCCCCGCUCGCAAACCCUUGCCCAGUGAUACAAUCCAAGAUACGCGGACGGACUUCGAGAAGAUGCGCCCCCUCCCCCCCCGAAAGACUCCCCCCCCCGCCUCCAUAUCCUCCAACACCCAAUCCUACUUCAACCCCCAAGGGCUCCAUCGCGCCGAUUCUAUAUACUCAUUCUCCCGUGCAUCAUUCAGCAACCAGCUCUCACAACUCACAUCCAUCCCUCUUCCCGACCCCUCUGCACUCGAGACGAGUAUCCAAAACAUAUCCACCGCCCUCGCCGCAGUCCGCGCUUUGAACGGUGCAGCAGAUCAGAUCCAGAUAUGGAUCAGGAAAGCUUCCGAUGUGCUCAGCGGCUUGGAUGCGGAAGACGAUGUCGAAUGGGCGGCGGCCGGUGGUCGAGAAGGCCUUGAUGGAGUCGACAAGGCGAUCACGCGGUUCGAGUCACUGGUCAAUGUGUAUGUGAGCGCCAUCGAGAAGGUUCAGCUACGAGAAGACAUUGCCAAUGUCGACUCCGACAAUCUCAAGACCAUCGUCAGUCAGAUGGAGAGCAUCCUGCAAAACUGGUCGCAGAUCAAAGUUAAGCUCCGGGGCGUGAAGGAGCAAGUUGAGCUGUCGAUGGAAUGGGAGGAGCUUUGGUCCAACGUGCUGGGUGAUCUCGGAAUGGAGAUCGACAAACUCAGCAGCAUGAUCUUCGAGAUGGAAGAGAAGCGCCAUCAAACACUAUUAGACCCCAGUGGCGAAACUAGCAAUGGCCUUGACAUCAAUGAGCUUGAAACGAUUGUGGAGGAAUCACCUGUCAAGGGUCGCUCGCCUGCUAGCAACCGGUUUAGUCUUGGGCCUAUCUUGGCUGGGACCUCGGGUACGCCUACCAUCAAGACACCCCAUGAUGAUUCUAGCCAGUUCAAGCUUGCUGAGCUAGAUGCUCGAAGAGGUGCUCUCCGUGCUUCGCUGGAUUUCCUUCCUAUGCGAAUCUCCAUGUUCCAGUCAAGAGCCAUGAAUGUCUUCCCAAGUGCAAUCGAGGAGUUGGAAGAUCGACAGGAGCGUCUAGAGAAGAGCUACCAGGCCCUCGAACAAGAGAUCAAGACGCUGGCAAAGGAGCUGGGAGAGGACCGGUGGAUUAUCGUGUUCCGCAAUGCAGGCAACCAAGCACAGAAGAUGUUCGAUUCGGUCGAGCGCAGUAUAACCAAGCUACAAGAAGGCCUGGAAUCGAAUGCGCAGAUCAAUAACCCGGCCAGCUUGACCAAGCGCAUUGAGAAUUACGAGGCGAAGAAGAUGCACUAUCUCCCGGCCAUUGAGCGUGUCAUUUCGAUCAUUCAAAAGGGUCUCAAUGAACGUCUCACUGUCAACGGCGAGGUCCUACGAUUACUGGCCGAUAUGCAAUCCCGUACAGAUGCUCUCAAGGCCAGUCUGAAAGUCAUGGAUGCAUCUCUCGAGGACGUACAGAUUGCCAGCAAUCACCAGUUGAGAGAUUCCAUUUCCAGCAUCCUGACUCUAGAUAGCCCCGCGACUGGAAGCAUUGCCGAAACCCCAGGAAGCUCGCCCGCGUCCUCUGUUAUCCUCAGCGGGAGCGGAUAUAAGGGCGGAUCAACCCCGCUUGGGGAUUCCAGCCGCCGCGGAAGCUCCGUUGGCAGCACAACUCGCACUACUUUGUCCAAGAUCCGUCGCGUAUCCGGCUUGCCCCAGGCAGUGACUAGCCGGAAAUCUUCUAUUCCGACCCCAGGAGGGGCAUAUUCGCCCCAGCACACAGCUGUCACGCCGACACCAGCUUCUCGCAAAUCUCGGGCCACAACUACAAUUAUACAUACCCGCAAGCCGUCCGGAUCCUCAACCACGCCUCGACCUGCUUCUACUCUCUCCUUCUCACGUGGCAUGUCUUCUUCUCCGGCACCCGGUGCAGGCCGCUCUAUUAGUCGUCUGUCCUCUCGUCUCGCAUCUUCAUCCCGCAGCCCUGCCCGGAACGUCUCCUCUCCAACGCCCGCCCACUCUUCUUUGCUUGAUCCUCCCCCUUACAGCCGUCUCCGCCGGCCCUCGAAUAUACCCAACGCUCCUGAAUUGAGCAAUACUCCACGAAGCCGACAAAGCUAUGCGGGCGUCGGGUCAUCCUUUAGUCGCAGUGUGAAUACUGCCGAUGCACAUGAUAGUCCAAGCAAAAAUGCCCGCCCGGGUACGGCUCUUGGUCACUCUGGCCAUAAGCGAACCAGUCUCUUGCCUCUGCCGAAGCGCGACAAGGAACGGACAGCCGCACAGAAGAAGUUGGAUUCUCGCCCACCUUUUAGAGCAUGA